CCAUUUAUCUGUCCAUUAUUUUCUGUCCAUAUUCUUGUAAAGAGCAGCUCUUACAUUGACAUGUGGGUGUGUAAUGCGUAUGCAACAAAUUGAAAUUUGUCAUGCAGUUAUUGACUUGAUCAAAGAAUUAAAAUUAAAAGAAAAUUUAAUCUUUACUUUAAUUACCAAAACUAUCGCUACAUUCUUUUACAAAGGAACUGUUUCUUAUUUUAUAUUUGAUAAGUCCAGAUAUUCCUUGGCUUCCUUGAAAUUACAAUCUUAAAUGAAUACAACAUUGUCAAAAAUCAUGAAAAAAAAACUUGAUUUGUUUAGUUCUCUUUGGAUACAUCUAAAUAAUAAACAAAGACUGUCAUAAGAGAAAGUUUAAAUUCAACGAAAUGAAUACAUCUGAAAAGUUACAACAAAUUCGUCCUGAUUUUAUUAUAAAAAGCAAUAUAGAAUACACCGAUGUGAUAGAUGCGGACGAAUUAAAAAAAGAUAAUAUUGAGUCAAUAAUGUUUAGUAAUAAUAUUCGAACCCUAGGAAGUGAAAAAUCUUAUGAACAACUUUUAUCGGAUGAACAACUUUAUGAUUCAAUGACUUUUUUUACAUUUACUCCUACAUGGUUGUAUUUCUGUUCGAGUGCUAGUUUCGUUCUAUUUUGGAUAGUUACAUAUAAUGUUUCGUUUGAUAAAAACUUUGAAGAUAAAGUUAUUGUUCUUUGGAUUAAAUUGGUAUGUAAUACGCUUGUUAUUAUUGAUAUAUUGGGUGCUUAUGUGCAUUUGCGUUGGAAAGAAAUUCGAUUGAGGGCUGUUUAUAAACCUAGACCAGUUUUUUUUAUGAUUUGUGAUGUUUUAUCUUUAUCUGCAAUCCCAAUGGGUCUAAUAAAACCACUAAGGAGUAUAUUUUAUUUAAGAUUGAUUGAAAUUGCUUUUCUAUUGGCGAGACAUUACAGGAUUUAUUAUUAUUUUCAAACUGUUUCUUCAAACGCUGGCAGCAAUACAAUGUGUAAUUUAGCUUUAAAACAUUCAUUAGUAUUUGCAUUUAUUUUCCAUGCAUUUUCUUGUUUCUGGUUUUAUUUAGGCUGUUAUAAAUGUAAAAAUAAAAAAACAUUAACUUGGGUUGAUAAAGAUUCGUAUCUUCAAGCUGUAGUAAACCAAUAUGAACCAAGUGCUUUUCAAUUGUACAUUUUAAGUAUGUUACAUGUAAUCGGAGGAGUAACAUGUGUAGCCUUAGGAAGUGGUUCAACGGAACAAAAUGAAGCCGAAAAAGUUACGUUAAUAAUUUUUAUGAGUAUAAGUUUAUAUUACUUAAACGGCGUGGUUAUUGGCACAUUUACAAACGUUUGUUGCAACAAUUAUGUUCGUCAAACGCAGUUUACCGAUAAGUUUAAAAUGAUCGUAAGCAAUAUGAGAUCGCACAAUAUCUCGAAGUCUUUUAUAAAUAAAAUGCUGGAUUAUUACAUUCAUUAUUGGCGACAAGAAGACGCUAUUAACCAGUCGAAACUGUUCGAUUCCUUACCGUUGGCGUUUCGGCAAAUUUGCCUUUUAGAUAAAUAUUGGUUUACUUUAAGUCAAUCGCAUUUAUUUUCGAAUUUAGAGGAUGGAUUUAAGCGCUCAGUUGCGUGUCGUAUGACGACGAAAAUGUGCGUACCAGAUGAAGUGAUCGCAGACGUUGAAAAUCCAAGAGAUUGUAUGAUGUAUAUCGCAAAAGGAUCAGUACAUUUAUUGUCGGUGGUUGACGGGGAAAGCUCUUUAAUUACGUUGGGCGUCGGGACUUGUUUGGGAGAAAUUAAUUUGAUUUAUGGCAUUAAGAAUUCGACCAAAGUUAUCGCGGCCACUUAUUGCACCAUUUUUAUUUUGGGCAAAGCGAAAAUGUGGAUGGAAAUGGUUCAUUUUAGGCAAAUGAAACAAUCGGCAAUUUUUCAUCACAAUAGUCAAAGCUUAAUAGAUUUUGCUAGACGAACGAUUCAACAAAAACGAGAGGCUUACGAAGGAGAUACGCCGUUGCAAAAGAUAAAAACAACGUUACAAAAUGAAGAUGAUGUUAGGUUAUUAGAUUACACGAAAAUUUAUACGAUGAGUUAUCAAAGAAAGCUAUCAGAUGUCUAUGUUUUAAGUAGGAGUAGUAACGUUUUCUCCGAUGGAAUAUUUUUAAAUACGAGCUGGCCGUGGAUAUUAAACAGUCAAUCUGCAUUUUGGAGUGUUUGGGAAAUGAUAAUAAUCAUAAUAAUAGCGACUGAAUGUGUUGGUUAUCCCUUGGAGAUCGCUUAUUAUCGUCGUUUUUCAAGCGGAUACGGAUCAAUUUAUCGCAUUUUCGGGGAUACUAUUUAUUUGGUCGAUUUCGUUUUGAAAAUGUUUACUUCUGUCGAAACUGAAGAAGGAAUUUACACAACUGUAAUUGAAAUAAUUUUGCAACGAUUAGCAACGUUUUCGUUUCUAUUAGAUUUAUUGGCAAUUUUUCCGAUAAGUUCGUUGGUCGCCGCUUGUGGAAUAACACAAAAUGAACGAAUGUUGACGUUAAUAUCUGUUCAUAAAUUGGUUAAAGUGUAUAGAUUGGUUGUUUUCAUGAUAAAAUUAGAGUACAAUUUUCGAUUGAACGUCAGUUACGUUCGAUUAGUUAAAUAUGUUCUUUAUCUUCUUUAUUUUGCCUAUAUGUUUGGUUGUAUGUACUAUGUAGUGUUAUGUUUUGAAGAACCUUGUUAUCCAACAAUGGCCCUUGGAAAUAAAACGGAAGAUCAAUUUACAUCAGCUGUAAUGACUGCCAUGUUAAUAAUGUCAGGAACUGGCGGUGUAGUUGACUUCUUUAGUUUUGAAGAAAUCGUCGUGAUUCUAAUGAUAUCCGUUAUGGGAACAUUAACCGUAGUCUACUUAAUCAGUGACUAUUCGUCCACAUUAACAUUGGCAAGCAGUGAAGCAACGAUUUUCAUUGAAAUGAUUAAUUUAAUUCGCGGAUUUAUGGAUUCAAACAAAAUGUCGAAAAACAUCGUGUACAGAAUCAAUCAAUAUUUUGUUGCUAAAUGGUUAGAAUGUAAAGGGGUCGAUUUUAACGCGCUCUACGACGACGCGCCAAGCCAAUUAUACGAAGACUUCCAAUCAAGAAAGUAUUCAAAAUUAUUAAGCAGCGCACCAGUAUUUAGACAUUUAAAUUAUCACAUAAUAAAACGUUUAGCAAUGUCCUGCCAAAUAAUUUCGUUACCACCUAAAGAAUACGUAACAUACGCAGGGGAAGUUCAAAAAGAUAUGUACAUCAUUGAAAAAGGUUUUUGCGAAAUGAUUUCGGGAUCCUCGCAAAAAGUCGAUAAAAUUUUAGGGCCGUUGGGUAAUUUUUGCGAUAUUGAAACGUUACUGGCCGUUCCGGCUAUUUUCAAUGUCAAAACGAUAACUCACGUAUCAUUGGUAAAAAUUCGAUGUACCGCUAUCAAAGAAGCCUUUUUAAUGAACACCGAAAUCGAUAAGCAAUUAACGGAUGUUAUUGAUGACACGAAAAACUCAUUUGCUGCAAAAAGAUUAUUUACACAAACUACAACCAAUAUAGAAGAAGAAGAUAUCGAAGAGCACGAAAAGUCUUGGUUCAUUUUCCCGAAAAGUAUCGUUCAUCCAAUUCAUAUAGAUUUUUUACUUGGAUGGCAAAAUAUGAACGUUUUAAGAUACAUUUUAUUACGACGAACAAUCAUGCCUUACGGACAAUUUAUUUGCUUUUGGGAGUUAAGUAGGGGAAUUUUCGCAUUUAUUUCCGCAAUAUUACAUCCUACUUUACACGUUUAUCAAUGUUAUACCAACAAUAUUAAAUGGGUUGCUUUAGCGUUAGAUAUUUUGGCCGCUAUUGAUAUCUACGUUCGGAUGCACAUGUGUUAUUAUGACAAACACGGAAUUUUAGUUACUCAUCCAAGAUUGACAGCCAUAAAUUAUUUCACAAGCAGCUUCUUAUUGGAUUUCUUAGCAAUGUUCCCCACAGAUUAUUUAAUUUUUUUCGUUGAAGGGAAAGAUAUCGUUCAAUUUAAUACUGUACAAGCUUUUGUCAGAUUGAAUCGAGUUUUGCAAAUUUAUCGGCUUCCGGAUAGUUUUCGUAUUUUUUCUAAAGAUAUAUUUGAUCAAGGGGGAAUUAUGGUGAUAGCUAUAAAGUAUCUCUUAUUAACAUUGGUGAUUUUAAACACAUUAGCAAUUAUUAUCGUUAAUAAUUCGAUUGAAAUCCGAGAUCAAACUGACGGAUUGAAAAAAAUUACUCCCAUUCCAGAUACAUGGAUUUCCUCUUCUGAGACAUCAUUUUCGUUCGAUAAUUCUUUACCAAUCAACACUUAUAUGAUUGCUUUUUAUUGGGUGACUACAACAGCUCAACAAUUAUCAUUUGGAAACGUAAUACCUCACAAUGACAAAGAAGUAAUCUUUGUUAUUUUUAUUAUAGUCAUUGGGUACAUGUGGUUUACAUUUGUAAUUGUAAUCAUCUCCAAUAACAAAGCGACAAUAAACGAACAUUUGACGCUUUAUCAAAACCACAUGAAACGAUUAAUUACUUAUAUGAGACAAGAAAAAAUUUCGAAAAAUCUUCAGACUUUAGCAAUUGAUCAUUUUGAACAUAUUUGGAAACGUACUCAAGGAAUGAACGCAAAUACCAUUUUACAAUCGUGCCAUUUAGCGUUGAGAAAAGAUUGCGCUUUGUUUUUAUAUGGAGAAACAUUUAGUAUGGUUCCUGUUUUUACGGAUAUGAAGUCGUCGUUCUUUCGAAUUUUAGGCACAAACAUAGAUGUUUUUUAUUUUUUAAAGAAUCACACCAUUAUUAGUUUAAAUGACAUGGUUAAAUCUGUUUAUAUUGUUCAUAAAGGAUAUGUUGUUGUUAUUGGACCGGAUGGGAGACAAAUGGAAACACUUUCACGAGGAUGUGUUUUUGGCAAUAUCGAUGAUAUAGAAACAAGUAGAAGCAUGGUAAUGAUAAUUGCAGGUUCAAAUACCGAUCUAUUAACCAUCUCUACUUUAAAAUUUUAUGAACUGCUUGAUGAUUAUCCAGUUGUAAAAAAUAGAAUCAACAAAUCCAUGUUGUUUAAUAAUUUGUCCUAUAUCUUAGUACAACGAAAAGAAUUAUUUACCAAUCACAAAUCAUUAACCAUAAAAAAAAUAAAUUUACCAUCAAACAGAUUUUUGAAAGGAUUCUUAACUGGACGAUGGAUCCAAAAAUUAUUCAUCAUAACCUCUUUGUGUUCCUACAUAAUCGCAUCGUAUCAGUUAGCAUUUAGGGACUAUCACUUCAUGAUAUUCGUCGCUGCUUAUUUUUUGGAUUUGUUACACAUUUUAAAGAUGUACAUAGAAUUCAACGCGCCAUAUCAGGACGAAGUUGGAAAUUUAAUAAUGGAUAAGCGAUUAAUAAGAAGUAGAUACUUAACAUUUUCUCGGUUUUAUCUUGAAUUAGCUGCCAUUGUUCCCAUUGAAUUAUUCUGCUUUAUUUGGUCGUUUGAUCGAAUGAAUAUUAUGUGUAUUUUACGUUUAAAUAGAUCUUUGAGAUUGUGGAACAUUUUUCAUUAUUUUAAUGUAACCUGCAAUUUUUUAAACAUAAACGUGGUUAGUAUUGAAAUAUUCUCAAUUGCAAUAAAUAUGAUAUUAUUAACACAUACAGAAGCUUGCCUUUUGAUCAUUUUGGGUACUGGAACUAAAAAUAUAAAAUCUGGAUGGACUUAUAAUGAUGAGGGAGUUGCGGUUUGCGAUAAAUACUAUUUAUGUGCCUUAUAUUUAGCUGUUUCAUUUACAUCAUUUGCGGGUUAUAGUAAUAUGAGGCCUAGAAACUUUCAAGAAACAUUUUUAGCAAUUUUUUUGACCCUUAUAAAUAAAUUAAUAACAGCUAUGGUGAUAGGAAAUAUGUCCGCAAUUGCUCAAAGUUAUAUAUCAACAUUAACGAAAUAUGACUUACGUAGAAGAAAAAUGGAAUUGUACCUAAAACAUAGCAUAAUUUCACCUCCCCUAUUCAAAGCUAUAAUGAAAUACACUCAUCAAUUAUGGACAGAAAACCAAGGAUCUCAAAUACCUAUGUUUGUGAAGUUGGCACCGAGUCACUUAAAAAGUCACAUAAAAUAUGCUGCUUAUGGAUACCACAUAAAAGAGAAUUUAAUCUUUAUGCAAUGCCACGAUUCUUUUUUGCAUAUCUUAUGCAAAAAAUUAAAAGUACAAAUGUAUUUUACUGAUGAUAUUAUCUGCCAACGAGGCGAUGUUAACGGCACCAUGUAUUUUAUACAUCGAGGAAGCGUUAAGGCUUAUUAUAUUACAGAAAUUGAAGAAAUUCACGUUGAUAGUUUAAUCGAAAAGGAUUGUUUUGGAAUGGUCCAAGGACUUUUCCCGAAUACACCUCACACUCACACUUUUAAGGCUACCACUGUCACAACGAUUUUAUCCUUGGAAUUAAAAAAUUGGGCUCAAUUAUUGCAAUUUUAUCCCGCUGCUAAAUUCUCGAUAUAUGAGAAAAUGAAUCGUUUAGAUGAAUUAUGUAAACAAUAUUAAAAAUGUAUAUUAAUUGUACUUUAAUAAUAAUUUUCAUUUUAUUUAACCUUUU
Onthophagus taurus is the source of this 6513-nucleotide messenger RNA. Lineage: Eukaryota; Metazoa; Arthropoda; Insecta; Coleoptera; Scarabaeidae. The record is from RefSeq and is a predicted model, not a curated record.